AUGAGCAGUUGCGAGGUACUUCUGGAGGAGCCCAGUGGUGAUGCGAGCAGCUUAGCAGCGGCUGAUAAGUCGGACGAACCGAUGCUCACUUGCCUUACAUUCAUUUUCCACUGGAACAUACCGAUUGUACGGACGCUGAAUUUCAUAGGAUCACCGAAAUGGCCUGAAAUGCGGACUAGCUGGAGACUGUUCCUGGAUCAUUGCAAAGUUUUCACGCAACCGAACCCGCUGGCAAUAAUAUUCAAGCUACAACUGGUCCGGAAUGAAGAAUAUUCUGCACAAAUUACAUCGAUGCCGGAUACAUACCAUUCAGCAUUUUUCUCGGGCGGAAAUUAUCGUAUCCUGGAAGGAAAUUCGUUGCUCAACUGCCUUACUGAUGGUUUUCUUUUUUGA
Molecule: messenger RNA, 393 nt
Organism: Gongylonema pulchrum
Lineage: Eukaryota; Metazoa; Nematoda; Chromadorea; Rhabditida; Gongylonematidae
Source: the annotation of a GenBank genome assembly